AUGGUCGUCCCCGGUCGCCGCUCUCAACCAAAUCAUCGCGUUUCGCCGCCGCCCCCUCCAGAGAAAUCAGACAAUGCAUCCGUAUUAUCGCAGGGCAGUACUACUCCAUCGGAUAUAUCUCCUGCUGUACCUGUAGAAACAAUAUACAAACUCCUCGCAUUCACAUUUGCCAUGAUCUGUGGUCCGCUCGCGGCUUAUUUCUUGAGUGUCAAGACUUUCUUCAGCGGUAAUGCUACGCUUGCCGGAGCAUUGGCAGCGUUGACUGCCAAUGUGGUACUGAUUGCGUAUGUGGUUGUAGCUUGGCAAGAGGACAAGGAGGAUCAGGCAAAGAGGAGAGAGAAGAAGGGUCAGUAA
Talaromyces amestolkiae is the source of this 354-nucleotide messenger RNA. RefSeq lists its product as uncharacterized. The transcript is spliced from 3 exons. The record is from RefSeq and is a predicted model, not a curated record. Lineage: Eukaryota; Fungi; Ascomycota; Eurotiomycetes; Eurotiales; Trichocomaceae. Gene Ontology annotation, biological process: vacuolar proton-transporting V-type ATPase complex assembly. The coding region runs from base 1 to 354 and encodes 117 amino acids. Gene Ontology annotation, cellular component: endoplasmic reticulum membrane.